AUCAUUGUCAUUUUUCAUUCAAACUGCCAUUCAUUGAACACAGCACUUAUGAUUCACAUCCACACAUAACCAUCAAUGCAUAUCUCAUGCAUGUUACAAAAGAUUCAUGUUACACAUGACCAUCACUUAUGCAUUUCUACUCAUCCACUCAAAUGACAUACCUACCACCAUAUCUGCAUUAAAGUACUUUCUGUUUAGUUGUAUUAUCCGAUCUGAUUUCCUUGGUAUCAUAGUUGGUGCAUCUACCCAUGCUGAACAAUCUUUGCAUAAGUAUUCCAUGUACUUUCUGUUCUUCUUUAUUUGCCUCAUGCAGAAAUAAUGACUAUAGUUUGAAUCACACCAUGAGCAUGCAUCCAGUAAAAUGCCAACACACCUUUUCCCACAUGUAUAGCACCCCCCAGUUGAAACUACUUGACAUGAACAUUCACUCAUCUUGAAUAGCUAGAAUGAAACAUAGGUUAUUAAAAUAUACACCCAUUAAAAUUUGGUCAUAUGGUUCAUGGUAUUCGCAUAAUACAUUCAUAUAAGUAAUGCAUAACAUCUAAUUUGUUUUGAUAUGUCAUUUAUCUAUUUAAUUACAUGGUAUUCACAUGACACAUUCAUAUACGUAAUGGAGAUAGUAAAUAUGAUAAUAGACUUACUGUGUUUAUUAGGAUUCAAUGUUGUGUAAUAUAUGAACUUCACUCCUUGUGUUGCCUCCUCUACUUCGAAGGUUUGGUCUGUUUUCAUAAAUGAGGUAGUGGUUGAGGCGUUAAAGACUAUUUAUUCUUCUACAAUGUCAAGAUAGUCAAAUACCGUUGUUUAAAGUCUUAUGCAGGCCUACUGAGAAUGAUGGUUUGGGCUUUAGGUCAGUGGCUGAUAUUCAGAAAGUACAGUCUAUCUGGACUGAGCUUAUGCAAAGCAGAUACGGUAAGAGGGCUUUAGGGGAAAUGAAACCCACAGAUUCUCCCAUUUGGAGAAGAUUGUGUCUCAUCCAUGAGGAGGCUGAGACAAUGGUCACACGGAGCACUAACUCUAUUACUUGGAGACAUACAACAGAGGGGGAAUUUACAUCAAAAUCUGCAUAUAGGGCACUCUGUCCACAUGGGGGAAGGACACUAUCUAAUACUCAGAUUUGGAACCCUAAACAGGUCCCUAAAAUCAGAGUAUUUUUAUGGAAAUUAUGGCAUAAAUGUCUACCAUUUCCGGAGCAGGUGGCAGCCUUUUCUGCAGUUUACCCAUCUCGGUGCCCAUUCUGCAAAAAAGAUAGUGCAACACAAGAUCAUGUACUGCUUCUUUGUCCUCUGUCCUCUUCAAUUUGGAAAUUCUUCUCUAAUUUGCUGCUGAAUGGGGGGAAGUUAGGAAAUAGCAUUACAUUGGAAAUCAUGAAGUGGUGGAUAAGUAACUCAGGCAAAACGUUGGAUAAGGUCUAUAUGGCGAUAUUACCUGGAGUUAUCACUUGGCAUUUAUGGAAAGCAUACUGGGACUCCCUUUGGAACGAUACCGAGCACGAGACGGGGAGAAUUAUUUUCCAAAUAAACAAAUUCAUGUUAUCUUGGUGUUGUGCUAACGAAAAUCUCAAAGGGAAUGAUUCAUUGAAGAAAUUGGGACUGUUACCUGAAUCAUUUAGCAGGAGGAAACCGAGGAUCUUCCGGUGGGAGAAACCUAGACAGUCGCAUGUGAAGCUCAAUUGCUCGAUAUUCAGGGGAAAUGGAAGAUCGUCGGCAUGAUAUUUGUUGCGAGACCAUGAUGGGGAGGCGGUGGCUGCAGAAGGUUUUCCGCUGGGAGGUUCUACGGAAGACGAGGAAGAAACGCUAAGACAAGCAGCUACCUGGGCGGAGUCUCUUCGGUUUCCAAAUGUGGAGGUUGAAGCAUCAUUUAUGAGAGUAGUGGACAUGGGCCAUCAGCUUACACGGGAGUCCAAUGGGCUGCUUUCUUUACUCUACGUACCGAGCCAGGCAAGUCGCUCAUCGGAUUUAGUAGCCCGUUUGGGUUUUCAUGGUCAUUUCAGUUGGAGAAGGGGAGAGGUUAUGCCAAAGGAGUUGUCUGGAUCUAUCAAGUUAGAUGCAUCGGGAGUUCCAUACAUUUAUAAUUAGUUUUGUAUUCUUUAGCAUUCUUUUUGCCCUAAUUGGGCUUCUUUCUCGAUUUUGAGGGGUUUUUACGGUCUGGUCCCCCCCUCUUCUGUUUGCAUUUAUCAGUCUAAUAAUAUCUGGUAAAUG
Messenger RNA from Cuscuta europaea, 2198 nucleotides. NCBI's taxonomy places the organism in Eukaryota, Viridiplantae, Streptophyta, Magnoliopsida, Solanales, Convolvulaceae. The record is from the annotation of a GenBank genome assembly.